Messenger RNA from Trichoderma harzianum CBS 226.95, 1191 nucleotides. RefSeq lists its product as hypothetical. Gene Ontology annotation, molecular function: oxidoreductase activity. The coding region runs from base 254 to 1111 and encodes 285 amino acids. The record is from RefSeq and is a predicted model, not a curated record. NCBI's taxonomy places the organism in Eukaryota, Fungi, Ascomycota, Sordariomycetes, Hypocreales, Hypocreaceae. The transcript is spliced from 2 exons.
AUUAGUUUGGUCGUCAGCACCGACUAUUUCGUGUCCACGCUAUUACUAGAAAACGAAACUAUCUCCACAAAGUUGCUCUCUUCUCAUAUAGUUGAGCGUAAUAUUCAGAGGCAGAUCCACGCCUGUCAUCUUCCCGAGUGGGCCAUUAGACAAACUCUUGGUCCCCAAACAGAGCUGAUGAAAGUGUAGAGUACUGUAGCUCCCCCAGUCGUAGCAAAUCCAUCUAGAAAGUUUCUCUCCUCCAUCAGAAAUCAUGAGCGCGAAUCCAAGUCCCUACAGCGUUGAGUCCCUCUUCCGAGUCGAUGGCCUUGUUGCUGUCAUCACUGGUGGAGGCUCUGGUCUAGGCAGAAUCACAGCCCACGCCCUGGCCGUUAACGGAGCCAAGGCCGUCUAUGUCCUUGGACGACGAGAGGACUCCUUGGCGGCCACGAGAGAUACAUGUCCAAAGCCAGAGGCCAUCCGACCUAUUGUCUGCGAUGUCACCUCCAAGGAUUCUUUGAAAGCAGCUGCCGAUCGAGUUCGCAGAGAGCUAGGUUACUGCGAUGUCGUCUUCGCCAACAGCGGGCUCAUCACUGCUGACAGUUCAGACAUCAUAAAGAAUGUCAACACCCUUGAUCUUAAGGCGCUUCAAGAGGGACUCUGGGCACACAGCAUGGAAGAAUUUACGCAGUCUUUUCACGUCCACGUCACGGCUGUUCUCUACACCGUCCUCGCGUUCCUGGAUCUCCUCGACGAGGGAAACAAGAGAGCGGUGGUUCCCCAAAAAUCUCAAGUCAUCGUCACAGCUUCUGUUGCAACCUAUGCGCGUCUGCCUAAAGCUGGAUUUGCCUACGGUAGCAGCAAAGCGGCAGCAGCACAGCUAAGCAAGCAACUUGCAACGCUACUAGCACCACACAAGAUCAGAGUCAACUCCAUCGCACCAGGGCUGUAUCCGAGCGAAAUGACCGACCGAGACAUCAAAGCUUCUACCAAAGAGGUUCGAGAGGAGGGCAGUUUGCCGGGGACUUUUCAAGGCGGGAGGAUACGUGGAUGGAAGCGUGCUGUUGACCGAUGGAGGUCGACUGAGCAUCACAACGUCGACAUACUGAAUGGAGAUGGACUGCAGCGUUAGAUGGUUGUAGAAUAUAUGCUGGCAAAAUCAUCGUGUGCAAAAAAAAAAAAAUCAAUAGUGCGAUGCGACCUUCUGUGCAG